Daldinia vernicosa is the source of this 1145-nucleotide messenger RNA. RefSeq lists its product as uncharacterized. The transcript has 2 exons. Lineage: Eukaryota; Fungi; Ascomycota; Sordariomycetes; Xylariales; Hypoxylaceae. The coding region runs from base 276 to 923 and encodes 215 amino acids. The record is from RefSeq and is a predicted model, not a curated record.
GUAAAAAGAUCCGCUCCGGUAGCUAGCUGUCUGUGAGAAAUAUCCCUUAGCUCGCGUUUACGGCUCGAUUAAGCAUCCAUCGGCAGCUAGAUCUGUGAUACCGUACUCGAACCGCAGAACUGCAUGUCGCAAGUUUGAGUGAGACAACUUCAUAUAUUAUAUAUAUAUAUACACAUUACAUUAUAUACAAUUUAUAUAUAUUUUAGUAACAUCUUUUAUUAAAAUAUAUUUAUAUAUAUUUAUAUAUAUACCCGCGACUUCAAUUUUUUACUACUAUGGGUUUCUUCGACUGGGAGGACGACGACGACGCCGAGUCCGUCGUCUCAACCUCGACAACACGAAAAUCUCACUCGGGCCAUUCCUCCCGUCCGCACCGCAGCAAGCGUCACUCAGGCGCGGGAUCUGUCUUCGGCGGCAGUAGUAGCCAUCACAGCAGCUCGCGGAGCUCUUUCUUCAACCUCGGAAAUGGCAGCAGCCGAAGUUUCUUCAGCCUCGGUGGCCGCUCCAAUUCGUACUACAAACGCCAGCCGCGCUCGUCCUUCGUCCAGCGGACACUGAAGAAGCUGCGCCGGCUCUUACGCGACUUAAUAUACUAUGCAAAGCGCCACCCUAUCAAGGUGUUCAUGCUGGUCAUCAUGCCUCUGAUCACCGGAGGUGCUUUAACUGCCCUCCUAGCCCGCUUCGGCCUCCGCCUGCCUCCGACCAUUGAGCGUAUGCUGGGUGUUGCAGCCCGCGCCGGUUCGGGGGAUAGCGUUGGUCUCAUGAACGAGGCCGUGCGCAUGGCUGGUGGUCUCGGCAACAACGAGAGCCUUUCCGUCCACCGGGUCCGCGAUGGUGACUACCAAUGGGAACGGCGACGGGAGUAUCAUAGCGAGAGUCACGACCGCGGCUUCUUCGGCAGUAUUCGAGACUUCUUUUCUUAGCGUAAGAGGUGGUUGGCUUGGGGCGGUAUAUAAUGGCUUAUGAUGAGGAAUGGGGUGGACGAAUUCAGGUGAAUUCAGGUGCCCCUUACCUGCUACGAAUGUAUGGAUGGCGUUUUAGGACUGAUUCUAGGAAGAGAUUUGGGAGAUUCUUCACUUCAUACCAUUCUUUAUUCUUGCAAGGGUUGGGGUUACGAUUGAUGUCCAAAAACAAAAAGAAUGGUU